This is a messenger RNA of Labrus mixtus (cuckoo wrasse), 2756 nucleotides long. RefSeq names its product cleavage stimulation factor, 3' pre-RNA, subunit 3 (gene cstf3). The record is from RefSeq and is a predicted model, not a curated record. Bases 194 to 2344 code for a protein of 716 amino acids. Gene Ontology annotation, molecular function: protein binding; mRNA binding. Gene Ontology annotation, biological process: mRNA 3'-end processing. The transcript is spliced from 20 exons. Gene Ontology annotation, cellular component: nucleus. NCBI's taxonomy places the organism in Eukaryota, Metazoa, Chordata, Actinopteri, Labriformes, Labridae.
ACACGGGCUUCACGCCAUUUUGAGACACUGGCCAACCAUCGAGCAACUUCAUGUAUGAGUGCAAUGUGAUCGAUCCAUAGGAAGCUAUGUUCAUAACUUAGUCUAUUUUCAAAUCUGCCAACACGUUACCACUUGAAGGACAAACCAGCAGAAACAACAGUUGUCUGUUUCUAACCUGCAUUACUCUUCAGCCAUGACAACCGAGGGAGCCGCCGACCAGGCUGCAGCAGAGUAUAUUCCAGAGAAGGUGAAGAAGGCAGAGAAGAAGUUGGAAGAAAACCCAUAUGACCUUGACGCAUGGAGCAUUCUGAUUCGAGAAGCACAGAAUCAACCCAUAGACAAAGCAAGGAAGACAUAUGAGCGACUUGUCACGCAGUUCCCAAGUUCUGGCAGAUUCUGGAAACUGUUCAUUGAAGCUGAGAUCAAGGCUAAAAACUAUGACAAAGUAGAAAAGCUGUUUCAGAGAUGUCUAAUGAAAGUGUUGCACAUCGACCUGUGGAAAUGCUACCUCUCAUAUGUCCGGGAGACCAAAGGGAAGCUGCCCAGCUACAAAGAGAAGAUGGCCCAGGCAUAUGACUUUGCCCUGGAUAAAAUAGGCAUGGAGAUUAUGUCUUAUCAGAUUUGGGUGGACUACAUCAACUUUCUCAAAGGAGUAGAGGCGGUGGGCUCUUAUGCAGAGAACCAGCGGAUCACUGCAGUAAGGAGGGUGUAUCAGAGAGGCUGUGUGAACCCCAUGAUCAACAUUGAGCAGCUUUGGAGAGAUUAUAGCAAGUAUGAGGAGGGUAUCAAUGUGCACUUGGCCAAAAAGAUGAUUGAGGAUCGAAGUAGGGACUACAUGAAUGCGAGGAGAGUGGCAAAGGAGUAUGAGACAGUGAUGAAGGGCUUGGACAGGAACGCACCAUCAGUUCCCCCACAGAACUCCCCUCAGGAAGCUCAGCAGGUGGAAAUGUGGAAGAAGUACAUCCAGUGGGAGAAAAGCAACCCACUGCGCACAGAAGACCAGACGCUCAUCACAAAGAGAGUCAUGUUUGCGUACGAGCAGUGCCUGCUAGUGCUGGGUCACCAUCCUGACGUGUGGUACGAGGCAGCACAGUACCUGGAGCAGUCCAGCAAACUGCUGGCAGAGAAGGGGGAUAUGAAUAACUCCAAGCUGUUCAGCGACGAGGCCGCCAACAUCUACGAACGUGCCAUCGGUACUCUCUUAAAGAAAAACAUGCUUUUAUACUUUUCCUUUGCUGACUAUGAAGAAAGUCGCAUGAAGUACGAGAAGGUGCACAGCAUCUACAACAAACUGCUGGCCAUCGAGGACAUCGACCCCACGCUGGUCUACAUUCAGUACAUGAAGUUUGCCAGGAGGGCCGAGGGAAUCAAAUCGGGACGCACCAUCUUCAAAAAGGCCCGGGAGGAUCUGCGCACACGUCACCAUGUGUACGUGACCGCCGCGCUCAUGGAGUACUACUGCAGCAAGGAUAAGUCGGUGGCCUUCAAGAUCUUUGAGCUUGGUUUGAAGAAGUAUGGCGACAUUCCAGAGUACAUACUGGCAUACAUUGAUUACCUCUCACAUCUUAACGAGGACAAUAACACAAGAGUCCUGUUCGAGCGCGUCCUCACCUCAGGAAGCUUGUCGCCAGAGAAGUCAGGGGAGAUCUGGGCUCGGUUUUUGGCUUUUGAGAGCAACAUAGGAGACCUGGCCAGUAUUCUGAAAGUUGAGCGAAGGCGGUUCUCUGCCUUCAAAGACGAGUAUGAGGGCAAAGAGACGGCCCUGCUCGUAGAUAGAUACAAGUUUAUGGAUCUCUAUCCCUGCUCAGCUAGUGAACUCAAGGCCCUCGGCUACAAGGAUGUGUCUCGCUCCAAACUGGCACAGCUUCUUCCAGAAACGGUGGUGACUCCUUCUGCGCCUACACUGAAGGAUGAAGCAGACCGCAAACCUGAGUACCCGAAACCUGACACCAACCAGAUGAUCCCCUUCCAGCCACGUCACCUCGCCCCUCCAGGUCUACACCCUGUCCCUGGUGGAGUUUUCCCUGUCCCUCCAGCUGCUGUUGUCCUAAUGAAGCUGCUCCCUCCGCCUACGUGCUUCACUGGUCCCUUUGUUCAAGUGGAAGAGCUCAUGGAAACUUUAAGGAGAUGCACACUUCCUGAGACUGUCGACGCUGCUGUAGAGCUGAUCACUGGUAGACAGCCUGACACAGGAGGGGAGGGCAAUGGAUCCAUGGAGAACCAUGCUGUUGCCAAGUCACUCAAGAGGCCUAACGCAGACUCCGACGAGGAGGAUGACAAAGGAGCCGUGGCUCCGCCCAUACAUGACAUCUACCGCUCACGUCAGCAGAAAAGGAUUCGAUAAACUCCGACACACUGAACGCUACAAGAAUGUAAUCUUAACAGAUGGUCCUAUGGGAUACAUGUACAUGUCAAUGUUUCUGAUCCUCAGACAGAUAGUUCCUCCGUUGAUCUCUGUACAAAAGAUAAGCAUACAUAUAUACAAACACACUCACUCACACACACAGACAUACAAACGGUAUGCUCACCUGUGUGUUCUUGUUUUUGUUCUUUUUUUUUUUUCCUUUUGUUAACAGUUUUUAUUUUUAAAGACUGACCAUUAUACUGUACAAAAUUUUUAACUCAAGCUAUGAUUUGACACACAGCUCAGUUUUGGCCUUGUGAUGUUCCAGUAAUGGCAACGUGAAACCAAGCUUCUUCUUUUUUUAGAUAACUGGAAGAAACACAGUUCCUUUCAAUAAAAGUCCAAAAAAGAA